UUACCAAGUGUUAUUGCAACGUCACUGGUCACAGUACAAUCUGAGUCACUAUCCACUAACGGAGCUACGGUGCUUGCUGAAAUGCAGUCUUGAAUAAGGCGAUAUGUGCGAGAGACACAUUUCAGUGUCGAUACCUGGUACUCUACAAUGGAUCUCUACCUCGCUGCUAUUGGUACACUGCUGGUGGCAGUAUGUAUAUGGAAAAUCAUUGGGAUUGUGAGCAGAUACAAAGUAUUCAUUAAAUUAUAUUCGGAAAAGAAAAUCCAACCGGCUGGGAAAUUCCAUCCAAUAUGGGGUCAUCUCCAUCUGAUUUCAGAUUUCGACGACUUUAUGGAAAUCGGUUUCAAGUUAAUACAUGAAACGAGAACUCGAAUAAUCUCCUUCUGGAUCAUGUUUUUCUUUCCACUCAUUUUUGUUUGCCACCCGGAAACAGCAAAAACCUUGCUGAAGUCUUCUGAGCCGAAAUCCAAACGCGUCGGUGGAGCAUACUACCCUCUUAUGGACUGGCUAGGUGAUGGGCUACUGAUCAGUGACGGUAAGAAGUGGGAGAGGAACAGACGACUGUUGACACCUGCCUUUCACUUUGAUGUACUCAAGCCUUAUGUUGGUAUCUAUAACAAAGUCUUCGAAAUCUUCCUGGACAAAUUAGAGAACGCGACAUCUGGUGGGAAAAGUGUGGAGAUAUAUGAACCGGUAGGUCUCGAUACCAUGUUGCGCUGUUCUGUAUCUUACGACGGGAGAGUACAGGAACAAGGUUCAAAUCAUCAUUACGUAGACGCUGUACGGAGACUUACUCACAUAUCACAAGAGAGACUACU
Pecten maximus is the source of this 818-nucleotide messenger RNA. Its product is annotated as cytochrome P450 4F4-like. The record is from RefSeq and is a predicted model, not a curated record. The transcript has 6 exons. Gene Ontology annotation, molecular function: monooxygenase activity; oxidoreductase activity, acting on paired donors, with incorporation or reduction of molecular oxygen; heme binding. The annotation marks the transcript as partial. NCBI's taxonomy places the organism in Eukaryota, Metazoa, Mollusca, Bivalvia, Pectinida, Pectinidae.